UUUCAGGUGGCCUCACUGGGCGUGACCACCUUUACCCUUUGCGCGCUGUGCAUCGACCGCUUCCGGGCGGCCACCAACGUGCAGAUGUACUACGAGAUGAUCGAAAACUGCACGUCCACCACCGCCAAGCUGGCCGUCAUCUGGAUCGGUGCGCUCCUGCUGGCGCUGCCCGAGCUGCUCAUCCGUCAACUGGUGGUGGAAGACGCCGAAAUCCCCGACGAGCCUCCCGUGGAGCGCUGCGUCAUCCGGAUCUCCGCCGCCCUCCCCGACAUGCUCUACGUGCUGGGCUUGACGUACGAGGGCGCCCGGUUGUGGUGGUGCUUCGGCUGCUACUUCUGCCUGCCCACCCUCUUCACCAUCGGGUGCUCGCUGGUGACGGCGCGGAAGAUCCGCCACGCCGAGCAGUCCAGCGUGCGCAGCAACAAGAAGCAGAUCCGCCUGGAGAGCCAGAUGAACUGCACGGUGGUGGCGCUGGCCAUCGUCUACGGCGCCUGCGUGGUGCCCGAGAACAUCUGCAACAUCGUGUCCGUGUACAUGGCGGCCGGCGUUCCCGAGAACACCAUGUCCGUGCUCCACCUCCUCUCGCAGCUGCUGCUCUUCUGCCGGGCGGCGGUGACGCCCGUGCUGCUUCUGUUGCUGUGUCGCCCGCUGGGCAGGGCUUUUCUGGAUUGCUGCUGUUGCUGCUGCUGCAGCCGCACGCCAUCCUCCACCACGGCCAGUGACGAUAACGAACACGAGUGCACCACCGAGCUGGAGCUGUCGCCGUUCAGCACCAUUCGCCGGGAGCUGAGUAACUACACGCCGGCCGGAUCUCACUGCUGAGCUGAAGAUCCCGUUUGCCUUGGCCAGUCCCGAUGAUGGAGGGCACGGUUAGGCCUCCCGUUUCUCAUUCGGUCCGCUAAGUGGAAGCGGUCAUCAUUUGCAGCCCCGAUGGAAAAAUGUCAGCCGUCACACGCCAAUACAAAAUGAAAAGCAUGGA
Hippocampus comes (tiger tail seahorse) is the source of this 979-nucleotide messenger RNA. RefSeq names its product prosaposin receptor GPR37-like. Gene Ontology annotation, molecular function: G protein-coupled peptide receptor activity; prosaposin receptor activity. The annotation marks the transcript as partial. Gene Ontology annotation, cellular component: plasma membrane; signaling receptor complex. The transcript has a single exon. The record is from RefSeq and is a predicted model, not a curated record. NCBI's taxonomy places the organism in Eukaryota, Metazoa, Chordata, Actinopteri, Syngnathiformes, Syngnathidae. Gene Ontology annotation, biological process: positive regulation of MAPK cascade; adenylate cyclase-inhibiting G protein-coupled receptor signaling pathway.